Messenger RNA from Ruditapes philippinarum (Manila clam), 1361 nucleotides. RefSeq lists its product as uncharacterized. NCBI's taxonomy places the organism in Eukaryota, Metazoa, Mollusca, Bivalvia, Venerida, Veneridae. The transcript is spliced from 6 exons. The coding region runs from base 348 to 1340 and encodes 330 amino acids. The record is from RefSeq and is a predicted model, not a curated record.
UUGACACGCAAAAUGGAAAGGAUUACGUCUAGAUAAUGACAAUAUGUUCAUCCCUGAACUUUCUAUGGAUAUACAUUGUGACUGUGCAAGUUAAACUGGAGGUGGUGACAUUAUACCCAAAGAAUUCAUGAUUUAAACUUCAAGAAUUCUUCUUUUUUUUCAACUUCAUGAAUUUCCGAUUUCAACUUCACAAAUUCACGUUUUCAAACAUUUCGAGGAAUCUCGAAUUCAGUAUGUUGAAAUCGGAAAUUCGUAAAGCGUGAAUUUGUGAAGUUAAGUAAGUAAAAUUCAUGAAAUUAAAAUAGCGCUACCAUUCAUUCGCAGAAGGCAACACAUAAUGCUAAGAUAUGCACGGAUCGAGACAAAAGAAAAUUCAAAAUACAGACGGACACACUCUACAAGGAUUUAUCCAAGCUGGGGCAACUUCCUAUAAUGUCUCACCGGAAGGCAAAGGUCCACCGUCUGUGACAACUGGACGCUUUCAAAGAAAAACAUCUGAUGAAGGCAUUGCAAUCGGCUCAAACCCAGUCUCGCCUACAGACGGAGAUACUGGACUAAAAACAAAAACCAAAUCCGUGGUCUUCACUCCGCCGGACUUCGAUGUUUUAUUUACAAAUCCAGCAAAGCUUCAUUUUGCAAUUGCAGGACAAGAAAGCAUUGAUGAAGGCAUACAUUCCUUUGACAGUGGUACAAGUCACGUUCCCUUGUCUAGCCCAGCGGAUACGUAUAGCAUUUCAUCACCAACCCAGAGACCCCCGAUGCAGAGAAGGGAUAGUGUUAUGGACCUGACGUUUUCUGAAAUGUUGAUUAAACAUUGGAGGAAUUCUCAGGGACUUGUUGGAUUUAGGCAUAAAGUGGCGAACGAUAUCAACCACAAAUAUUGCUCAUACUGCCGGUGUGACGAAAUGAUAUUCGUUUUCCUGUAUGUACUUUUCGGUAUCACCUACAUGUGUGCAGGUUUUCUUGGUUUGACACAGUGCAGUAGUGAGUUGUACAUAAAUAUCUUCUUGAUAACAGAUGGCGCUCUCUCUGUAUUCGUAUUUCCAAUUACAAUAAUGGAGUGGACGAAACGAAUAGGUGGCUGUAUAAAAAAGACUGAUAUCCAAGGUUACGGUAUAACUUUCGCCGUAAUAGUUAUCAUGAGGCUAGCCGCCGCCGUUAUAGGAAGUGUCGUCAUGGCAAUGCGAAUCAACGUUUAUCCCCAAGAUGACCUCAUGUGCCUGACCUCAUUUGUUCUCCUCGAGGUUGGGGUAGUGUUAGAAUGGGCGUUCUUGCUGUUUGUUUUGCUUUUACCUCUGUUGCUAUAUACAGUUGCAUACUGCGUUGCACAUAUAUUAUAAAAUAUUUCUAUGUUUAUUAUA